AAGACACAGCUAAAAAAUUUAAUCAAGUCAUCCUAACAAGCAGCAAAGUAAAAUAAAUAUCACAACCCCAAAAUGGAGACUCUUCUGGGUAUUAAAGGACCAGAUUUUGUUAUGCUUGCGGCAGACACAACUCACGCCAAUUCUGUAAUCGUUAUGAAAGAAGAUGAGAACAAGAUUCAUAAAAUUGCGGAUAACUUGUUGAUUUCAACAGUAGGUGAAUCCGGCGACACGGAGCAGUUCACCGAGUUCAUCGCAAAGAACAUUGCACUGUACAAAAUGCGUAAUGGCUACGAUUUAAGUCCUCGUUCUGCAGCACAUUUUACACGCAAGAAUCUGGCCGAAAGUCUGCGUAGCCGCACAAGGUACCAAGUGUUUAUGUUUGUCGCAGGUUACGACCCAGUCGAAGGCCCUGAACUGACUUUCAUUGACUACCUGGCGUCGUCCCAAUCAUUGAAUUAUGCUGGCCACGGCUACGGUAGCAUGUUCUGCGCCAGCAUUUUCGAUCGCUAUUGGCAUCCAAACAUCACACAGGAGGAGGCCUACGAUGUGCUGAAGAAGUGUGUGCUGGAAAUUCAGAAGCGUCUGAUCGUCAACCUGAAGAACUUUAGUGUUGCAGUCGUGGAUAAAACUGGCGUACGCCAAUUGGAUCCGAUCAGCGCCAAGAGCUUGGCUGAUUACAAUGCCGCUAGUUAAGUAACCAUUGAUCUAAUCUGUAGCAUUUUAAAUGCAUCCAUUGCAAAGAAAUUAAAUAAACUAUUUGGAUUUUUGGUAUUAUAAA
Drosophila innubila is the source of this 778-nucleotide messenger RNA. It is a transcript of the gene Prosbeta4, whose product is annotated as probable proteasome subunit beta type-2. The coding region runs from base 73 to 693 and encodes 206 amino acids. The record is from RefSeq and is a predicted model, not a curated record. Gene Ontology annotation, cellular component: proteasome core complex. Lineage: Eukaryota; Metazoa; Arthropoda; Insecta; Diptera; Drosophilidae. The transcript is spliced from 3 exons. Gene Ontology annotation, biological process: proteasomal protein catabolic process.